This is a messenger RNA of Anas platyrhynchos (mallard), 900 nucleotides long. RefSeq names its product H2A.Z variant histone 1 (gene H2AZ1). The record is from RefSeq and is a predicted model, not a curated record. Gene Ontology annotation, cellular component: nucleosome. Gene Ontology annotation, molecular function: structural constituent of chromatin; DNA binding; protein heterodimerization activity. NCBI's taxonomy places the organism in Eukaryota, Metazoa, Chordata, Aves, Anseriformes, Anatidae.
CGGAUGCGGGCGGCCGGGCGGUUAUAAAGGGCCGGGGGAAGGCGGGAGCGGGCGCAGUUUGAAUCGCGGCGGGUCGGGGCCGGUCGGUGCUGCGGGCCGGGCUCCUCGUCCUCUUUCUCCUUCUCCUCCUCCGACAGCACCCGCGCUGCUGCUCCGUCAUGGCCGGAGGCAAAGCCGGGAAGGACUCCGGGAAGACCAAGACCAAAGCCGUGUCCCGCUCGCAGCGCGCUGGGCUGCAGUUCCCUGUAGGCCGCAUCCACAGGCACCUGAAGUCUAGGACUACCAGCCAUGGGCGUGUGGGAGCCACAGCUGCUGUGUAUAGCGCUGCCAUCCUGGAGUACUUGACAGCUGAGGUUCUUGAGCUGGCAGGAAACGCAUCCAAAGACCUGAAGGUGAAGCGUAUCACUCCCCGUCACUUGCAGCUCGCGAUUAGAGGAGACGAGGAGUUGGACUCCCUCAUUAAGGCAACGAUUGCUGGUGGUGGUGUAAUACCGCAUAUCCACAAAUCUCUGAUUGGGAAGAAAGGACAACAGAAAACUGUCUAAAGGCUGCGAGGAUCCCUUGUUAUCUCAGGACUCUAAGUACUUCUUGUCCAGUGUUGGUGAUUCCAGUGGACUGUAUCUGUGAAACACAAUUUUGCCUUUUUGUAACUUUAAGAAGCUGAAGCUCGCCUGAGCUUUCUAACAAACCAAAUUUCUGCAUUGAAGUCUUAACCGUAUUUAAGUGUUACCAUGGCUUCAGAGAAGCUAUUGUAUUUGCGGUGGGUUUUGGAGUGAGCUGACUGUUUUUAGAUUGGUCCGGCGAAGUAAAUGCGAUUUGACGAAGUAAAUGUUUUGGUUUUGUACAGACUUUUCAUCCACUAGAGUGGAAAUGUUCAAUAAAUGUUCUAUGAGUACCGAC